CUUCAACUUCGCUGGGUGGACCCCGCAUUGGGCCCUAUGGCUGACGAACCCUGCUGCCGGAUCUCUAAGAAAGUCCAGAUCUGUCUUGCAUUCGGGCUCCUGGUGGCUGUCGCCGUGGUGGGAGUCCUGAUGUGGCUCCACCUGUACAAGUGGAACGGGCAAGGGACCACAGAGCACUUUGCUGACAUCAUCCUGGGGCGAUGCUCCAACUACACUCGAAUCGUGCAGCCCGCGCUGAGAAAUGUAGACUGCCAAAAGAUACAGGAAGCAUUCAAAGACGCAUUUAUUUCAAAGAAUCCUUGUAACAUUACAGAGGAAGACUAUCGGCCACUAAUGAAAUUGACAACUCAGACUAUACCUUGCAGCAAGACUAUCCUUUGGAGCAAAACAAAAGAGAUGGCCCAUCAGUACACGCGGGUCCACCGGGAUAUGUUCACCCUGGAGGACACACUGCUGGGCUACAUGGCUGAUGGCCUCAUGUGGUGUGGAGACUCUGGCACUUCUGAAAUGAACUACCGAUCUUGCCCACACUGGAAGAAAGACUGCCCCAACAAUCCGGUUUCGGUAUUCUGGAAAAUGGCUUCCCACAGGUUUGCAGAUGCUGCCUGUGGUGUGGUCUAUGUCAUACUCAAUGGCUCCCUCAGUAACACCUUUGACGAAAACAGCACUUUUGGAAGUGUGGAAAUCAUUAAUUUGCAUCCAGAAAAGGUUCAGGCACUACAUGCCUGGGUGAUACAUGAUGUCGGAGGAGUUCCCAGUGACUCAUGCAUGACUUCCUCCAUAAAUAAGCUGAAAUCGAUUACAAGCCAAAGGAAAAUUGCAUUUAGGUGCCAGCAUAAUACAGGCCUGCCCCAUUCAUUAAGGAUGUGACGAAUCCUGAGUGUUCACCUUGCAGCUCUAUGAUCCGAGCCAACUGUCAUGGUUGU
Molecule: messenger RNA, 926 nt
Organism: Propithecus coquereli (Coquerel's sifaka)
Lineage: Eukaryota; Metazoa; Chordata; Mammalia; Primates; Indriidae
Gene: CD38
Product: CD38 molecule
Exons: 8
Coding region: 37-870 (277 amino acids)
Biological process (GO): positive regulation of B cell proliferation
Cellular component (GO): plasma membrane
Molecular function (GO): NAD+ nucleosidase activity; phosphorus-oxygen lyase activity
Source: RefSeq, a predicted model, not a curated record